This is a messenger RNA of Coffea eugenioides, 1546 nucleotides long. Its product is annotated as probable protein phosphatase 2C 44. NCBI's taxonomy places the organism in Eukaryota, Viridiplantae, Streptophyta, Magnoliopsida, Gentianales, Rubiaceae. Gene Ontology annotation, biological process: protein dephosphorylation. The transcript is spliced from 5 exons. Gene Ontology annotation, molecular function: protein serine/threonine phosphatase activity. The record is from RefSeq and is a predicted model, not a curated record. Gene Ontology annotation, cellular component: cytosol; nucleus. Bases 321 to 1202 code for a protein of 293 amino acids.
CACAAAAACGCCCGCAGUAAACGCCCUCCGUUUUUUCCAUUGGAAGACUUUCUCCAUUUCUCUCCAAUCUCCCCAGAAAAAAAAGCCCACCAAGAAUCAACACGUUUUCCACCUAAAAAUAUUUUCUGUUACUUUCACACAGAAGAAUCGAAUUCAAAUACUUCAAUUUUCUGCUCUUCAAUCAGAUUUACGGCUAUUUGAUCAACCAUCAAGAACUUGGGUUCAACCAGCAAACAGAGUUCUUUCUCUUAUGAAGCCUUGGAGCCAUUAAUUGGAGGAGGAAAAAGUUUUUAAUAAGCAGCUGAGAAUCAAUUUCAUUCAUGGAGGCUGGCAGUAGUGGCGGACCUGGCGGUGGUCUUCUGAAUAAGAUCAAGAAAGCUGCUUGUCUCGAUUUUUCUUCGCCAGACACGGGAAAGGGAAAAAUCAAGUCAUCAGGCAGCAAUUGUAAGCUAGCUCAUGGGUUUCACUUGGUUGAAGGACAAUCAGGACACUCCAUGGAAGAUUACCAUGUUGCUGAAUACAGGAAAAGGGGUGGUCAUGUACUCGGACUCUUUGCAAUCUUUGAUGGGCAUCUUGGUGAUCGUGUCCCUAGUUAUUUGAAAGAUAAUCUCUUCAAUAACAUACUUGAACAGCCUAACUUUUGGGAUUACCCUGAGCUUGCUAUUAAAAAUGCUUAUCGCUCCACUGAUGACCUUAUAUUGGAGAAUACCAGACAAUUUGGCCCUGGUGGCUCAACAGCAGUGACGGCUAUUGUCAUUGAUGGAAAAGAUUUAUGGAUAGCAAAUGUAGGAGAUUCAAGAGCUGUUGUGUGCGAGAGAGGUGCUGCCAAUCAAAUUACUGUUGACCAUGAGCCACAUAGUGAACGAAGAAGGAUUGAGAAGAAGGGUGGCUUCGUGACUACUCUUCCUGGAGAUGUGCCUCGAGUGAAUGGCCAACUUGCAGUUGCACGUGCUUUUGGAGAUCAAAAUUUGAAAGCUCAUUUGAGUUCUGAACCAGAUAUACGACAUGUUCCUAUUGAUAGCACAAUAGAGUUUGUCAUAUUGGCAAGUGAUGGCUUAUGGAAGGUCAUGAAGAAUCAAGAGGCAGUGGAUCUGGUGAAAUCCAUCAAGGAUCCUCAAGCAGCUGCUAAGCGUUUGACCAUGGAGGCAUUAGCAAGAAAGAGUAAAGAUGACAUUUCAUGCAUUGUAAUUCGCUUUGGAUGAAAGCUAAGAGACCGGGCAGGAUCUUUUAGCAACUACUCAAAUCACUGCGUGUUGUUACGUUGUUAGCUUCUUUCCAUUUCAGUAAACCAUUUUGAUUGAGAUCUUAGGGUUGAGGGAUAUUUCAUUUGUUUGCAUAGAUAGUACAUAAUAGAAGGUGAGUCAAACUGGCAGUUUUCACUUAGUGUUGUGUUAUUGCACAAGUGCAUACUUCUUUCUAGGGUGGCAUUUUUGCUGUCUUAUCCUGUUAUUUCGAUGUAAAUUUGUUGAUUGUUUGAGGUGAAACUUGCAGUUUGCACUUGUAUGUAUAUGAAUUAGAGGGUAAUGACUUGCAGUUCUUUCUAGUA